This is a messenger RNA of Coccidioides immitis RS, 795 nucleotides long. RefSeq lists its product as uncharacterized. The transcript has a single exon. Bases 76 to 669 code for a protein of 197 amino acids. NCBI's taxonomy places the organism in Eukaryota, Fungi, Ascomycota, Eurotiomycetes, Onygenales, Onygenaceae. The record is from RefSeq and is a predicted model, not a curated record.
UGCGCUAAGGAAAAGUAGUAUUGACGCAUACCUCCUUUGCCCAAAGCGACGGGGGAGCACCUUUUCGUCCUAUUCAUGUGUCUGUGGAAAUCAAAUACCCUGGACGGCAUAUCCAUGACGUCGAGUAAUCGGAGAAACCUAGGGUAUGCGGUCUGGAUGCCAUUCAGCUCAGAGGGACGAGAACGCGAUAGACAAGCGGUACACGCGCGACAAAUGGCCGAGCAGAUCAGAUCCAAUCUUAAAGCGGGGAGAAGCCCCAUAAAAUUGAUCAAUCAAUCAUCAGACCCACAAGUGAAUCUUUUCUCUCUCUCUUUUUUUUUUUUUUCCUUUUUUCCCUUUUUCUUUUUUUUUUGCCCCCCUUUUUGCAAAGAAGGCGAACACGAACGACGGCUAUGUCACGAAAAGUCUUCUCUGAGUGUGCCAGUCCCAGGAGUUCCGACUUUCACUUCACCACAACAUGUGUAUCCCGCAAACGAUCGGGCCGGAGAGGCAAUGCGCGCGCGCAAGCGACGGGCAGCGCGAUAUAUCGUAGACGAAGAGCGUAGAGUCCGAACCAGAAGGCAAAGAGCGUCAGACGAGCGAUCGGCCGUGCGUCCGUGGCACAGCAAAACGAAGAACUAUACAACCGAGACGCAACGUCGGGAGGCCUGUACUCUCUGCAGAAGUUAGUUCGUCACGGCCGCAGCAAGCAGCAAACCUAACCCGUACUUCCGAGGAUAAGAAGUCUUCCUCACGUAAAUGGAUCAGGUCAUCAGGGAACGCUUGCAGUGCUGCUUUCUCGGCACGAGGACGGAG